This is a messenger RNA of Cebus imitator (Panamanian white-faced capuchin), 913 nucleotides long. It is a transcript of the gene BOLA1, whose product is annotated as bolA family member 1. The record is from RefSeq and is a predicted model, not a curated record. The transcript has 2 exons. Lineage: Eukaryota; Metazoa; Chordata; Mammalia; Primates; Cebidae. Gene Ontology annotation, cellular component: mitochondrion. Bases 175 to 585 code for a protein of 136 amino acids.
CCGGCGUGCCUCAGGAAGGGCGCCGGGAGUGCGUUUUGCUCCCGGAGCGUCCAGGGUCCUGACCCUGAGCGGGAAUCGCAGUAGCUGAGGCUGAGCGGCAGGCAGGUAGAAGGUGCUCCUCUUGGGCUGCUCAGGGAACCCAGGGGCUUCGGCCCAACCACGAGUACGCAGCCGAUGCUGACUGGGCGGCUGGUCCCGGGCCUGGUCUUGGUGGCUGGCCGCGUCUGUUUGUCCCAGGGCAGCGCGGGAUCCGGGGCCAUGGGCCCAGUGGAGGCCGCCAUUCGCACGAAGUUGGAGCAGGCCCUGAGCCCUGAGGUGCUGGAGCUUCGCAACGAGAGCGGUGGCCACGCGGUUCCGCCUGGCAGUGAGACGCACUUCCGCGUGGCUGUGGUGAGCUCUCGUUUCGAGGGGCUUAGCCCCCUACAACGACACCGGCUGGUCCACGCGGCGCUGGCCGAGGAGCUGGCUGGGCCGGUCCAUGCGCUGGCCAUCCAGGCGCGGACCCCCGCACAGUGGAGAGAGAACCCUCAGCUGGACGCUAGCCCCCCCUGCCUGGGUGGGAACAAGACUCGAGGAACCCUCUGAACCCCAAGAGAGGAGGGGAGGACCAGGCUCUUAAUGGUCUGGGUGAGCACGAACUACUGACGCCUUCCCCUUGAUACAGUCCAGGAUUUGUACGGGAUGAAGACCCCUGGGCCUCGUUCUUUUGGGGUCCCUACAUAUUAUCAGAAGAUAGCAACUUGUUUCAGGUCAAAGUGAACCCGAGGAAAGCGAAGAAUCACUCACUGCUGCUCUUGCCCUGGACUAUUGAGGAAGGGUAGUCCAGGUGUUCCAUGUUAAAUCAUGACGGAACUGCACCAGACCUGAUGAGUUGUAAACAAUCCUACACAUUAAAAGAGAAAUUACACUGUGA